CACUCCCUUCCCACACACCCACUGGGGGUUGACCGGUCAUUACUGAGCUCAUCUGCUCGCACCGGCACAUCGCCACGCGGUGCUCUAGUCGCCCGGCUAGGACGAUUGAAUGUCUUCACUCAAGAUGCCACCGAAUCUGUCGAACACCGGUCAGGGCUCGCGCUCUUCGAAAACAGCUCAAGACCCGUCUGGCUCGAACAAGCCUGCACAUGCUAGAAAAGAUGGAAAGCAACCGCUGUUCAAGUACAGCACUGCUAUUGUCCAGCCCAUUCAGUCGCUGCAUGCAAAUCCGACAGACCCGGCAUGCAAACCUGUGCCCGUCACCUUUCGCGAAGCAAUGUUCAAAGAUUGGAGCAGCUUUGUCGACCUGCCUAGGUUGGCACGCUUAGCGGCAGCCACUCGUCCGUACACCAAUCUUUCCAAGCGAGCCAGGGACAGGACCGAGGAUCAUCCAGCGAAGCGUGCUCGGCUCGAGGAAGGGAAAAGCUCGCGGAGGGAGCAAUCCGUUCAGGUGGCGACCAAGGCCGCAGCGCCACGCGCCUCGCUGGAGGUGGAGCCAAAUUCAGACUUGCACCUUGUAAGCACUGAGCUGCUAUUUUCUGUUAUGCUGCCUACAGGAUGCAUUCAAAAAGACCGCAUCGCUGCUUUCGCUGAGCUCUCAUCUGGUCUCAAACUGCAUGGAAGGACGGUUUUCUUGUGCACGUGCGAUGUGCAUGUUCAGAAGCACGGCAAAGGCAUUGAAGGUGGCGAAGAUCUGCAAGAUGGGAUGGGAAUCUACAAAUUGCAGGUGCGGGAGGCAGAGAGCGGAGAUCAUAUCGCUUCUCUGCCGCUCAUCGAUGCAUCCGGGGUCGACUACUCUCGGAACUCGUGGAGCUGGACAAAUGGGCUGUGGCUAGAACACGCAGAACAACUCGUUAAAGAUGGCGUGCUUGUCAUGCGCGCUGAGCUUGCCGCUCGCUGGUCUCGCGCAAUGGACAAAGAUUUGGAUGGUAGCGCGACAGCAGCAGCGAACGGCCACGCAUUUGAGCUCGUUCUAGGUGUGACUCUCAAGCUUCGGCGCAUGGCGCUCCAUCACCCACACGUCACCUCGGCCGAUCACCUGCGAGAGCUCAUCCGAUUCGUAUCGCCUUGUCCAUUGCGCGAAGCAUAUCUGAGUCCCGAGGCGCGUCAGGACGCCGGCUCGACCAAGUUCGUCUACGAUAACCUGCUCCCCACCAAAGCGGUGCCACGAGGCGACGAGCAGCCCAGGGACCUCGCCGCCCGUCUUUUGCCCUUUCAGCUCGCUUCGACGCGGUUUCUGCUGGAUCGCCAAGAUCCGCUCGGAAUACGUAGAAGCUCUCCGUCGCCGCUAGCAGGCUCCCCUUCGCAGACAGGGUCCGAAGACGCGCAGCUGGGCUUAUGGUGGGAGCCUAUUCGCACCCCGCCCGGUGCGCCAAAUCUCUUCUUCCACGUGCUUGAUGGGAGGAUCACCAAUCAAGACUCACAAGCGCUGGCGGAAGACGUCUGCGGAGCAAUUCUCGCGGAGGAGAUGGGUCUAGGCAAGACUAUUGAGAUACUGGCAGUCGUGCUGGCUGGCACCGAGCGAGCGCACGUACAGCUUCCCGCGAUCACGUUCCACAACGCUGAGCUCGAGGUCGACGUGCUACCGGUACCCACCACUUUGAUUGUUUGUCCAGAGAUUCUGUGCCAGCAAUGGCUGGACGAGACCGCGAAGCAUGCAGAAGGCCUAAAGUGUUACCAUUUCACCGGCCACAUCAAAGCUCAGCGAGACGUGCCCAAGGGCUCGACGUGGCCAGAGUGGGCUUCUAAAUUUGACAUCAUUGUCGCAUCGUACACCGUUGUGAGCCGAGAGUUCUACGUCGCGAAGCCAGAGCCACAACGCUCACGACGUUUUGAGCGCAAGUAUGAGCGCGCUCGAAGCCCCUUGGUCCAGCUUGAAUUCUGCAGGGUAGUGAUGGACGAGUCGCAGAUGGUAGGACAUCAGCAGGCAUCCGACGUGGUAUCUCUCAUCCAGCGCAGGUCUUCGAUUGCGGUAUCAGGCACGCCUUUGAAGCAAAUCGCCGAUCUGCGCGCUCUAUUGAGGUUUUUGAAAGCCCUGAGCCCGCGGAACGAUGUUCCUUGGCAUCGGUACAUAGAAGCUGGCAACGCACCUUACCUCGCGAGGGUCAUUCAAAGGCUUGCCACUCGUCAUACUAAGGACGGCAUCCGGGACCAACUUCGUAUACCUGUCCAGACGCGUUAUUUGGUUCCCAUUGAGCUCGGACUAGUCCAAAGAUCUUCUUACGAUCAGCUUUGGGCCGCCGCGCUUGAGGACAUGGGACUGAAUCAGGCUGGAGAACCUGUCAGCGGAGAUUACGAAGCAAAUGUCAACAAACUUCGCCAUCAUCUGAAUCUCCUGAGGCAGACCUGCACGCAUCCUCAACUUGCAGCAUGGUCGUCAGCUUCGACUGCUGAUCGGCAAGUCAACAGUAACAAUGGGCGCAUGUUCGUCUCCAAGCACAUUCAAGACAUGCAAGAAUACCUUGGAGUCAUGAGGGGGUCCAAGGCGGCAGAGCGCGACUCGCACUUUGUUGGCUUGCACCAAGCUCGAAUUGACAAGGCGAUGCUGCUAAUGCUGGACAAAGACAACUCCGGCCGGUACGAGCAGGCAAAGGAGAUGUUGCUUGAUGCCCGCCAACAGCUCGACGCGCGCAUCAAAGAACUUGAAGCGGACCUCCCACUCAGCAUCAAGGAGGGUCCAUACUAUCGCUUUUCUUCUGCGGAGCUUGCUUCUGAAGGCACAGACAUCGAUGCUCUUGCUGAGCAACACUACGAAGAGUCAGAGUCUGACGCGGUACGACGAGAAAUGCUAAAGGCUCGCCAGAUCAAUAUCGGAGCUCUCAAGAACCGCAUUCGCAACCACUACGAGCAAUUGCACCGAGCAUGCAUGUUUCUGGGUAAUGUGUACUUCUCCCUUGGACAAGCGACAACUACUGCUUCCGUACAGGCAAUGGAAGUCAAAGCCUCGGAAAUACCGAUGGAUGUCGAUGUCGAAGUAGGGAAGGAAGGAGAGGCUUCGGAAAUACCGAUGGAUGUCGAUGUCGAAGUAGGGAAGGAAGGAGAGGCGUCUGAUAGACCCGCAGCUGGACAAGAGCAUGUCGGUGUCGAACCAGACCGCAAAGUUCAGAAUCUCUCUGCGGCUCAGGAAGGAGAGGCGUCUGAUAGACCCGCAGCUGGACAAGAGCAUGUCGGUGUCGAACCAGACCGCAAAGUUCAGAAUCUCUUUGCGGCUCAGGAAGCAGAGGCUUACGAACACGCUGAAGCAGUCAGACAGCGAAUGCUCUCUGACAGCCUCGACGAUGUCGACAAAGCCAUCGAGCAGCUCAAGCGUGCAAAUUUGCCCCAGCUCAUGGUCUCGCAGGCAUUUGGGUCGCCCGGAAUUUUGACAGCAAGCAUUUUCGGCUGGCUCGAUGAGCUCGUUGCGCUGCUGAAUAAGAAUGCGAGUGUUCUAGACACUUGGAGAGACCAGAUUGUCGAUCGACUUUGCAAGGUGGUCAAUCGUGAGAUCAGCCUUGAGAACGAGCUAGACGAUCAGUACUCGGAAAAUUUGGAUGCCCAAGCAGAGGCAGAGGUCAUUCUGGAGAUGUACAGGGUCGUGCUGGCUGAGCGCGAAGUCAUCAUCAGUGGCGCCGAAGCUCUCGAUGCCACAGCCAAGCCAACACUCUACGUCAUACUGGAAGAUCAAGUCCGUGAGCAUAAGCGACUCUCGUUGCUCGGAACGACAUCUUCGAAGAAUGGCAAAAUCCUGGGCGAAGAGGAGUAUCAACUCGCAGUCAAACAGCUGCAUCAUUUUCGUUCUCUGGAUAAACAGCGAGAGGGCGCAAAGCUUCGACGCGACAUGGGAGAGAUGUCACUCGUCGAAACAGAAAAGCAGCUCCGUGAGAUGAGUAGCCGGACUGAUAGUCGGCAGGAGAUGCACAUUGCACGCGAAGCGAGUCAACAGGUCCGAGAGCUGCUAAAGACCUUGCGAGGCACAAUGGGCAAAUUGCAGUCGAAUGCCAAGGUGCUUGCUCGAGCCUUCAACACUCGCGUCGUGUAUUUCAAGCGUAUUCAAGCUGUCUCGGACACUGUCCGAGACAUCGAGGUUCGAGGUAGUCUUGCCAAGCACAUGGAGCAGCUCGAGACGGAGAUAGCAAGGCGGACGAAGAAACUGGGACCCGCUCAACGCUAUUUGCAAUUUCUCCACAAGGGAGACUUUGAGUACGGAGAUGGCGAUUGCAGCGUCUGCUACAAUCCCAGCGGUAUUCAAUGGAUGCUCGAAAGUUGCUCGCACUACUUUUGUCCGGACUGUGUCAAGCGACUCCUGAGCGAGAGGCCACCCUCCCGCAAGUGCUGGAGGUGCAACAGACCGGUCGCUGCAGAUGUCAAAAUUCGCACAGUUGCAGUGACGAAAGAGGCCGCAGACGAAUUGGCGGAAGCCAGACAUGGACCGCUUACGGACGACCUGGACAAGAAGGUCUAUGCGAAGCCCCAAUUCCGGAUGAUGCCUUCAGAUAUCCGGAGAAAUUUGACAUCCAUUCGUCUAGCUGCUAAUCACGGUGCCAAGAUCCACUUGCUCAUCCAGCAUCUGCUUUACAUUGCCCAGAUCGAUCGUGCAGCCAAGACGAUCGUCUUUUCCUCUUUUGGCGCUGGACUGGAUCUCGUGGCGCAAGCGCUACGGCGGCAAGCCGUAUCGUUUGUGAAGUUGGACCAAACUAGCAAGGCAGGCACCAAGACUAUCGAACAAUUUCGCACCUCUACAGACACGAAUGUGCUCCUACUCCAUGCUGAGGCGCAGUCUGCUGGAUUGAAUCUCAUUUGUGCCAAGCGGAUCAUCUUGUUGGAACCGCUCGUCAAUCACAGCCGCGAGCUUCAAGCCCUGGGCAGAAUACACCGGAUUGGACAGCAGCAAGAGACCGAGGUGUAUUGCUACAUGGCGAACGAGUCUGUCGAAGACAACAUCUGCAACGCUGCUGUUGGAAGAGGCGAGUCACUUUACACUCUCGACAAGUCGAGAUCUUCUGAGAUUCAGGACAGCGCCACAAUCGAGGCGCAGCAUCGCAAGGGCGACGCUCCUGAGCAGACCGUCCGAGCUUCCCAGCUGCGCCAGGGCGAAUUCAUCAACGACGUCUCCCUCCUACUGAGCUGCUUUUUUGAGGAGCAUCACGGGCGUCCCAUACUCGAUGCCAACGAGGUGCGGCGUGCGCGCAUGCUGCAAGCUGCGGAGCGACGCCGCGCAAAUACCGACGAGCAGCAGGCUUAGACGCGGCUUGGCCCCCAUUUCUAGAUGCGCAUUGGCAACCUCUCCUUCUCCACCAGAACCAUACGUAUGUUGUAAUUAGCCCAGCAUUAUUGGACUCAGUGUCCGCAGUUCAUUCCACCAUUCAUAGGCACCCCAACCCGUGUCCGAUCACUUGCAAU
Ceraceosorus guamensis is the source of this 5439-nucleotide messenger RNA. RefSeq lists its product as hypothetical. The coding region runs from base 110 to 5281 and encodes 1723 amino acids. The transcript is spliced from 13 exons. Gene Ontology annotation, molecular function: ATP-dependent chromatin remodeler activity; ATP binding; ubiquitin protein ligase activity. Gene Ontology annotation, biological process: DNA damage response; protein polyubiquitination. Gene Ontology annotation, cellular component: nucleus. The record is from RefSeq and is a predicted model, not a curated record. Lineage: Eukaryota; Fungi; Basidiomycota; Exobasidiomycetes; Ceraceosorales; Ceraceosoraceae.